Coniosporium apollinis CBS 100218 is the source of this 1656-nucleotide messenger RNA. RefSeq lists its product as uncharacterized. Lineage: Eukaryota; Fungi; Ascomycota; Dothideomycetes. The transcript has 4 exons. Bases 1 to 1656 code for a protein of 551 amino acids. Gene Ontology annotation, molecular function: carbohydrate:proton symporter activity. The record is from RefSeq and is a predicted model, not a curated record. Gene Ontology annotation, cellular component: membrane. Gene Ontology annotation, biological process: transmembrane transport; carbohydrate transport.
AUGGGUAUCGAAGUAUGGCGCCACCUUCCCGGCCAUGCACUGCUCGUUAUACUCAACCUGUUCAAUGCAACGGCAUUGAUUUUCGAGGGGUACAACCAAGGGGUUAUGGGUUCAGUCUCAAACAGACCCGGAUUUAUUGAUACAAUGAAAAUCGGUGCGAAUGGAGAUGUUCACGACACCACCAAGCAAGGGUUAACAAUUGUUCGCAGAGGAUUGGUAGCCGCCUACUACUUCGGAGCCAUGUUUGGCUGCUUUUUCGGCGGCAAGAUAGGUGACAAGCUCGGCCGCAAGAUGGGCGUCAUGAUUGGGGCGUGCUUCUGCAUCCUCGGCGCAGCACUCAUGGCUGGCGCGGUGAACUCCGACAUGUUCAUUUGCGCCAGAGUCAUCGCUGGUAUCGGCAUUGGAUUCAACAACGCGAUCGUGCCUCCAUGGACCUCGGAGCUGUCGCAAGCACACAACCGGGGCGCGAGCUUCGCGCUCGUCUUUACGGCCAACUUCGUUGGCAUCGUCAUCGCCUACUGGCUGAACUUUGGAGUCCAAGACUCUGGCUACACCUUCGAGUGGCGGUUUCCGCUCGGUUUCAUGGCUAUCCCCAUGGCCAUCGUCUUGUUCACCGUGUUUUUCCUCCCUGAGUCUCCGCGCUGGUUAGUCGCCAACGGCCACAGGGAUAUCGCCUUGGAAAUCCUGGCCAAGGUUCGUGGAGACCUCCAGCAUGACGAUCCCAAGCUGGUUGCAGAAAUGGAGCAGCUUGAGGCUGUCGUGGAAUCGUCCCACCACAAGCGGAACAGGUUGUGGAACAUCGCGACCGGCCGUUAUUCUGGCGCCCUGCACCUUGGCCGCCGCGCCUGGAUGGGCUUUUCCUUGCAGUUGAUUCAGCAGUGGACGGGUAUCCUGGCCGUUGCCACUUGGGCCGACGCGCUCUUCCAUCUGGCAGGCUUCGAUGACUACAAGUCCGCUUGGAUGGCUGGUCUUGUGAACACGUUUGGUAUUUUUGGUACCGCGGCUGCCGCCCUCGUAAUUGACCGUAUGGGAAGAAUUAAGAGCCUGAUGGCCUCAUUCGUCAUCCAAGGCAUCUCUCUCUUCAUGCUCGCUGCCUUCAUCCGCGUUAGCGAGACGUCAACGGGCGACCGCUCCAGGGACUUCGGUAUCGCUGCCGCUGUCAUGGUCUUUGUCUUCCUCUGGUUCUUCACUAUGUUCAACAUCGUCCCCUGCUGGAUUUACUCGACGGAGAUCUGGCCGCAAGAGAUCCGCGCCAAAGGUUACGCCUUCACCAUUCUCGGCUGGGCUAUUGGCUGCGGCGCCACCACCUUCGUCAUCCCUAUCAUGUUGGAUGAUCUUGGUUGGAAAACAUUUAUCUUCUUCGGCUGCAUGAACAUCAUUGCUAUGCCUAUAGUCUGGUUCUUGUACCCCGAAGUCGCCGGUCGCACGCUUGAGGAGGUCAACCUGCUCUUCGCUGCCGACUCUCCGUUGGUGGCAGCCAAUUACAGGGAGUACCAGCGCCGCCUUCAUGAGGCGUGGGGUAACGUUGCCCUCGCUGAGCGCAACCUGCUGGAUGAGGUUGAUGAGAAAGUUUCGGAAGUGGAUCUUAGGCGAGGUUCUGUCGUGGAGAAAACCCCCAUGCCGAACGGUGAGCACAGUGACGCUAAGUUUGUGUAA